This is a messenger RNA of Alligator mississippiensis (American alligator), 2686 nucleotides long. RefSeq lists its product as uncharacterized. Gene Ontology annotation, molecular function: magnesium ion binding; thiamine triphosphate phosphatase activity. The record is from RefSeq and is a predicted model, not a curated record. Bases 213 to 998 code for a protein of 261 amino acids. Gene Ontology annotation, biological process: thiamine diphosphate metabolic process; dephosphorylation. The transcript is spliced from 2 exons. NCBI's taxonomy places the organism in Eukaryota, Metazoa, Chordata, Crocodylia, Alligatoridae.
UAAACAGACGGAGAGAAAUCGGUGAACACUGCUUUAAAGGAAGGGAAACCUGAGCGUUCGUUACAGCGCUACAGAAGGCAAAGGAAAGUUUCAAAUACCUGGGGCUUAUUCUAUGAAAAUUACUGAAUUAAGAUAAUGAGAAGGAUCCUUUUCUAUCAAGUCAUUUUCUUGGAGGAUACAGAAACAGAUCCAUCCAUCUAAAAAGAAGGGAGAUGGCAGCGACAAAGAAUGAACCCAAAGCCCAUAAGGUCCAGCUCCAACAGAAAUACUGGCUAAAGGCCACAAGUAAAACCAAGCUGCUGCAGCUUCAGGCAACAUGCCUGGAUAAGGUUACUGAGCAAGAGCACUACUAUGACACUGCUUUACAUGAGCUCGCUAUGACUCAAAUCUGGCUUAGUCAAAAAAAUCAACAGUGGCAUCUUAUAGUGGCUUCUCAGAAGCAAGAAACCAGGGGCAAUGCAUCUACCACUGAAUUAUCUCCCAAGAUGUGGAAUACUCUGCACCUGGAUACAACAGACGCCAGCCGUGUCAAGCUCCACACCCACAGCCUCACCAAAGAGCUCCCAGAGAACGGACUGACAGGAUCAGCAAACAUGAGCAAGCGUGAUGAGCUGCAUUUUCAUUCCAACAAAGCAACCAACGGAGGCAUUCAUAUGGAACGCACUCCAACUUAUGCUGAACUAGUAACAGAAAGAGAGAUAAUUACGUAUCUGGCACACUUUCUUCACAUUGGUUUGACAAAAGAGGAAGAAAGAAAUAUGACGGUAAACGACUUUUUGCAGCUAGCAGGAAUACAACAUUAUGCAAGCUAUCACCAUACCAAACAGGUAACAUACACACUGUACGGAAUUUAUACCAUUAUUAUACAGAUGGAUGAAAAGACUUCCAAGGAGUCAGCUACUAUAUUGGUGGACACAGAUAUUCUUAACGUAGCCAAGUGUUUUGAAGAAAUAGAAAAGUUAGCAAGCGACCUGGAGCUGCAACGUCAAACACCUUGAGUCAAUAAAGACAGACCUGGCAUCAAGUCAUAGAACCUUUAAAAACAAGGUCAAGUUCCUGCAGGAUCAAUAUUUCAAUGAAUCAAUUAUAAUAAAAUGAUCAACUUGCACUAAACAACACAAAAGAACUUAAGAAACUUUUAUCCUUGGAGAUUUUUGAAAUCAUGGUUGUCAAGCCAUCCGAUUUACCUUUUUUCCAGUCUUUAACUCCCUCCCCCCACCCCACCCCACCCCACCCCCCCGACAGCAGAAUCUUAUAAACCAAUUCAUGGUGGCACCAACAGCCUCUUUAGUGUAAGCACAUGUUACUAACCCCAGAAAACCUAAUACUAUAGGAACAGUUUCACAGUUAAUUUUAUUUUCAUAAGAUUACUUAAGUACUCAGAUAUUAUGUUUUAUAUCACCUUUUCUCUCUCUCCUGGCAUUGAGACCUUGCAGGAACAAGAUGCCUAUCAGCCCUCUUUUUAACAUUCAGACAGCUUCUGUUUUUUUUAAACUAAAUAAAAAGGAAGGAUCUUCUUCCAUGAAGAGCAAGAACACCUGUAUCCUAUCACCCUAAGAAAUCUUUGUCUCUGCUCAAACACAGGCAUUUACCAUGUCAGACCACGGCUGUGUAACUGCUACUUUUUCAGAAAGUAAAAUAUGGCCACGUCUUCCAUAUUUAAACCAUCUCGCACACAGGCAGAACUUGCAUGAGACAGAGGCAAAGCACAGUAAAUAAAUAAAAUCACCAUAUCACCUGCACCCUCAUUAUUUGGUUCAUUCAAUGCCUGCUUAUAUUCAAGCAUUUCUGGGCAAUUCCUAAAAGAGACAUUCAAAAACAGCCUUCCUAGAUCACAAGGGAGACUCACAAGGGUCUCCUUGCUGCUAUUCUACAGCAGUCUGGGAUAACCUGGGAUAAUAGGUUCUGGAUAAGAGGAAUUUAAAAGUUGUUAAAUGACUACAACCCACUAAAAGACACAAGCAUGCCAGAGAUGCAAACAAGCAGAGGCCGAUGACAACACGCACACUGGCACUAGCCGUCUCACGUGCUGGCACACUUCCCCCGUUUCUUCUCCGUGCCACCACGUGGUUGAGAAGUACAAUGUUUACCUGCUAGUUUAUUCAGCCUCCAGCUUGAGCCUGAGUGACUGGGACAGUAUUUUCAUGUUAAUAGCAGUGAAAAUACUGGAUUUUGACCUCAAGUGCUUAAAAAGGUUGCAGUCUUCAAAAACGGUGAGAACUGUAUUUCACCGUAAAUUUUUCCAUCUAGUUUUUGUCUUCUGAUAGAAAAUAUCAAUAAGAUAUCAACUUUAUUGAAAAAUACCUGGAAUGACCAACUUUUAACUUUCAUCCUUAUUAACCAGUUUGAAUGAAUAGUUUUAAUAUUCUCAGAGUAAAAUUUCCAAAAUUUUUGCUUCACAAUUAUAACAUUUUGAUUAUUUCAUCCAAUCCAGGAACAAAAGGAAUUGUGAAAUACUAGAUUUUCUUGCAGAAUGAAAAUUCUGAGUUUUGACCAUGUCUAGCCAACUUGAAAUCUAGGGACCUUCAACAAAGAAGCACGAUGCCUGCCCACAAGCUGCUCUGCCUGUUUUCGCAGUUUAGCACUUAUUCCUAUUUUUAAAAUGUAUGUUUUUCACUGCUGUAUGCGAGACAAAAAAUGCAAUGUGAAAAGAGGUGUCAAAUGUAAACUAAAAUACAGAAAAAGA